UGCAACAACAACAAGUCAUAAGUCAACAUUUCAAGAAAUGUCAAAAAACUGAAGUGAAAAUGUGUUGUAAAUUUCGAUAAAUUGUAAGUGAUUCAUAAAAAUUGUUUCAAUUUUUUAUAAUUAAUGCCUACAAUGAUGUGUUUUUUAUACAUCCCGUGAGAACCGGCAAUCAAUGACUGCUCUCAAGAAUCCUUGCAGCUUGCCUCCAUCUAACAACUGAUGCCCCACGAUGAAACGAUCAAGGUCUCGAUCACCGUUAAACCAUCCUCCACAUUCAAAACACAAUUGGAAUGCAAAUGCUCACAAAUGGCAUGCCGGUGCUGUCGCAGAGGAAGAAUGUUCCUCAGAUAGCAGAAAUAGUUCCAGAAACUCUCACAGGAGAAGUCAGGGUGAUAGUAAUUGCAUCAACAUUCCAAGUAGCCACAACACUGAAAGACAUCGACGAUCAGGCUCUUGCGAUACUGGUGAUCAUAGACCUCAACGAUCAGGUUCUUUUGACACCAGUGAACAUAGAUUGAGACGAAUCAGCAAUCGUUGGAAAUGGGAAGAUAGGAAAGAAGAACUUCGCAGAAUUCGCGUGGUGAUCAAACGGAAUACAGUGCAUGAGCCAGACAACUCUCCUAUCGAUAGAUCGGUAAAUGUUGAAGAAGUGGUAAUUCCAAGACAUCCAGGUGAGGGUUCUCAUCCCAUUUUCGAACGGGAAGACAUAAAUGCCAAUGAAACGAGGACUGUAGAGCAUUGUCAUCGCCUUCCAAGAGAGAGGCCCCUCCCUUCAAGGCCUGAAGAUUCUUUUCAUGAUGACCGGAGAUCUGACAGAGUUCAUAGAGAACGUGUAAGCUCUUCUGAUGGAGACCGAUUGAGUAGAAGAGUUGAACUUGAACCCAGAUCAUCCUCCCGAGAUUACUCUAAACCAUCGACAUCAUCUCAUAAUGAACCUUCUCCCUCCAAAAGUUCCUGCGAAGGUCCAAAAGAUUAUAGAAGGGCUGAAUUGGAACCCAGACCAUCGACUUCCAGAGAUUACCUAAGACCAUCAUCACAUAAUGAAACCUCCUCUUCUAAAAAUUCUCGGGAUGGUCAUAAAGAUUAUGGAAGUUCUAGAAAAAAAGUGCCCAAAAGAGAGGAAGAAAAAUUCCAUGAUGACCUGCAAGGAAGGGAAGCGGACCACCAUUCCUCAAACAGAAAUCGCCAAAAUCAUUAUGUCGAAAAGUCUGAACGGAUCAAAAGUCCCUCUCCCCAGCCCAAGAACUCAAUUCGCAAAAGUACACCAAAAAAACCUGAGAAAGAAAACGGACACGGUGUGCCCUCGCCAAGCCUAUCGAGUGAAUCUGAUCAUGAGGGGCACUAUGAAAGCGAUCAAAGGUCUCACCCGUGGCCCGGUGGCUAUCGGGUUAUUGAACGAUUCCAUCCCCCUCCUCCGAUGUUUCGGCCACCGAUGCCUCCGCCUGUCAUUCUCCCAAUUCCACCUCCUAGAGUUCCUGUGAUCAUUCCAAGGAUGCCGUACCGUGGACCAAGACCUCCUCCAAGGCCAGAUAUGUUUAUGUACCCGAGGCCGCCGUUUCCAGGACCUCCAGGUGGCCCAAGAAGACCUCACUGGUAGUUCUGAGGAAGCUAUGCAGUGCAGUCUUACUAGUUAAUUAUUCUAGUUUUUGCAUCAUACUCUCAAGAUCAUCAAUGGAGCAUAGCUAUUUUUCAGUAGCUGUUUAAAAUGUAUUUUAUGGUUUAGUAUGGUGUUUUCGCUGUGAUUAUUGUAUGUUUAAAAAUUUCUGAUCAUAGAUUAUGUUUAAAUGUUGAUUUUGUACAUCAUUCUAGCGCAAAAAUUGUAACAUGGCCAUUUCAAGGACAGAGAGAAUAUUUUGCCCCCACUAAACCUGAUUUACCAAUUUUAAUAUGGCUACCUAAGGGCGGUGAAUUAUAUACCUAACCAAACCUGAUUUACCAAUUUUAAAAUGGCUACCUAAGGGCGGUGAAUUAUAUGCCCAACCAAACCUGCCUAAUUUAUCAAUUGUUUCUGUUGUACCUUUUUAUGUUCUAAUUGUUCUAUCAAUGCAUGAUCAAAAUUUAGACCUUGUCGUUGUGAUAUUUUCUGGUAAUAUUUAAUUCCAGAGACUUACUUAUUUUUUGUAUCUUUAUCAUGGUAGUUGGUAGCAAAUCAAUUUCGCAUGAAAAAAUUUAAAAUUUUACAGUCGGUUUUAUCAUCCUUAAUUUUAAUGUUGAACUCAUCUCUCCUAAUUUAACUUUUGAAUGGAUCUGUUGCACGCAAGAGAUACAUCUAAGUGAAGGGACAAUCCUUUGGUGAAAGCACACAAAAAUCAUGAUGGGCGCAACAAAAAAGUCUGAUAUAUACUCCGAAAUGCACAAUUCGCGUCAGUUUGGAGUCUUUAACCCUUUUUUUUCAAUUUUCCCACAACUAUAGGCUGUUUUUCUCAGUUACCAACAAACCAGGUUUGUUUAGGAAGAGAUGUAGGCAGGCCUGACCUGUGCAAACAAUCUCCUGACAUUUUUCUCGAGUAUGAUUUCAAUCGUUUUUAGGUGUUUAUUUCCUCUUUUCUUCUUUGUGUUGUGAGAAGUAGAAGUCCCACAGAAGAAAAAUUUGUAACAGUUUGUGAGAUUGUUUGUUUAUUCAGUUCAAGUUUUCUUGCAUCUUUCUUCAGGCAAACGUGAUGCUCAGCCACUAAGAAAAAUUCCUCAGAACAAGGGAAAAUUGAAAAAGCAAGUUACAAACUCAUUACCCAACUUGCCAUCUUAUUGCGCUCUUUGGAGUUGAUUUCAGACUUUUUUGUCAUGCCCAUUGUGAUUUUUGUGUGAUUUUACAGGCUGAAAGUCUGUUCACUUAGCUGUAUUUCUGGCAUGCAACUGACCCAUUAAACAAUACCUAACUCCUGUCAUAUUUUUUUGUUCCUACAACAGUUUUCAGUUUCAACAGGUUCCUAGAGAUGCUGAAUAGCAAUGCAAUAUAUUUAUUAUUUAUUCUAUUUUUUAUCAUCCACUUGUAUCUUUUUCCAAGUUGUGUUAAUGACCGUGCUUACAUAAAGAGAUUUUAUUAGGAAUCUGAUGUACAGUCUGUUGUAUAAUUCUCACAUCACAUUAUUUCUUAUUCAUCUAUUAUUUUUGAAAGUGUAUCAUAAAACAGAAAAUUUUUAUCAGUAGGUAAUGCGUAACCUCUCUUUUAAUUUCAUCACAGUUUGGUCUUAAGUAUUUCCUAUUCGUACUUUUUUUUAAGAAAAAAAAAACUUUGACUGAAUCAAUUCGCCUUGUGUUUUAGCUUACUUUUUUAAGGUACGAAUUUUAGAACAUAGAUUUUUAAAAAUGUUAAUUUAAUAAGUGUCAGAAUAAAUGCGUUGAAGUAAUAAUA
This is a messenger RNA of Bemisia tabaci, 3352 nucleotides long. RefSeq lists its product as uncharacterized. Lineage: Eukaryota; Metazoa; Arthropoda; Insecta; Hemiptera; Aleyrodidae. The record is from RefSeq and is a predicted model, not a curated record.